GACUGUGCUCAUGAUAUCUGGCUAUGGGUUCAGUCGAGACCCCACCAUUAGGAUCACUGAUAAGCUUUGUCCCAUUUUGAGCGUAAACCUUAACAGACUUCAGUGCACGACUCCUGCGAACAAGGCCGGCUCCUAUAAUGUGACCGUGACAGUGGAGGGAAUGGACGUCAUCCUCGGUGUUUUAUUCACAUACGAUACGGCAGUGACAGCCUCCAUCACACAAAUAAGUCCAGCCAGCACUUUUACAACUGAAAGAACCAAUCUCACAAUUUCAGGAAGCAAUUUCCAGACCUGGGACCCCCAAAGCUCAGUGUCGAUUGACAAAGCAGAGUGCAGCAUAAUGAAAUGGACAGAUUCUGAAAUUAUUUGCUUACUACCAGUCCUCCCACCAGGGCUGCAUAAUAUCCAAGUAAAAGUCAAAAACUGGGGAUUUGCCAGUGCCAGCAGUCAUGUCGUGACCACCAUUGAGUAUGUCCUACAAGUCACCAGCGUACGGCCCCUUAUGGGCUCCCUCUAUGGCGGCACCAAGCUGACUCUCACUGGGUCGGGUUUCAGCACAAAUCCUGAUGACAUCCAAGUUUUAUUAGGACAACGGAGAUGCAAUGUCACCGACGCGACACAAGAUCGACUGGAAUGUGUGGUGCAGGCACCUGGAAAAGUGUACACGGUGACCAACCUGGGCUCAGACAUAGCCAGAAGUGUCGGCUACGCUUGGACUCCAUCAUCUUUGACGGUGUUUGUUGGAGACAAAGUACAAUGGCAGUGGCAGGCUCAGUCCCUCAUUGGUGGCAUUGGCUACCAGGUUUUCAGCGUCGCCAAUCCUGGUGACACCACCUUUAGCGGCCAAGGAUUUAACAGCGAGCCGAGCAGGACUCCAUCAGGAUUUUUUACAUAUGAGUUUAAUGUCCCUGGCGUAUAUUACUACAGUAGUGGCUAUAUAGAUAACGCUCAAACUAUAGCCAUGCAAGGAGUGGUCACAGUUAAUCCCCUACCAGAUGACCAGGAGCAUAUUUUCAUCUCAGUCCUUGAAAUAGAAGCAAGCUACAAGCCAAGUUCCUCUCCUUUUCCAAUGGAUGUCAAUAAUUGCACUGCUGAGCCCCUGGACUGCAGUCUGCCUUCCUUUUCCAAUUCAAGUGAGGAUGCCUUCAAAUUCCAGUUUUCCAGCUGUGAGUCUCCGACAGUAACUGCAAUCAGGCCCUCCAGCGGAACGAUCCAUGAUGUGUUAAAUAUUAAGGGAACGGGAUUCAGCAGCUCCACCUGUGCCAACGAAGUCACUAUUGGAGGUCACCCAUGUGAGGUCAUCAGCAGCACAUCCACAGAAAUCAACUGUUAUGUCAAUCCAGAAGACAUUCUUCCAGUGGGUUUUGCAGAACUUGUGUCCGUGACUGUGAAUAACCGGGGCAAUGCCAUCAGCACAAUCGUCAAUGAGUUUGAUCGUCGAUUCGUUUUGUUACCAACUGUCGAUUCAAUCAGCCCCAGUGCGGGGUCUACCACAGGAAACACAAGGGUGACGAUACUCGGGUCCGGGUUUUCAGGCUCUGUGAGCGUCACUGUGGUCGGCAUGCCCUGCUCCAUUGUGUCAUUCAGUUACACAAGUAUCAUCUGUGAUACGGCGCCCUCUGCUGAAAGUGCAGGGAAUGUUCAGCUAUCAGUGAAUGGCAUCCCCGCUGCCUGUUAUUCAGACUGCAAAUUCCAUUACACAGAUUCCUCCCUUCCUCAGGUAGACAGUGUCUCACCAGACACAGUAGACAGCAGCUCUGCAGUCCUUUCUAUUAAUGGAACAGGCUUUGGGAGCGACCCAGACGAUGUGCUCAUUUUAAUUGGAGACUUCACUUUUCAUCCAAGUCAGGUCACAGAAACAGAAAUCACCUGCCCCAUUGGGCCACUGCCAGCUGGAAGUUACAUUUUAAACGUUGUGGUGAUGAGCAAAGGCCUAGCCGCUGGAAACAUCGCCAUAUUCAGCCUUGCGACUGCUACGCUGUCACCGAAUUCUGGAAGUAUCCUCGGUGGGACAACACUCCUCAUUACUGGGAAUGGGUUUUACCCUAACUACACCACAGUGACUGUAGGGGGCAUCCUCUGUGCCAUCACUAAUAUAACAACAAGUGAAGUGAAAUGUACAACCGCAGCCAACAACCAAGGAAACGCAAAUGUGAAUAUACAAGUCCUGUCAACCGUCUACCCGCCGUUAUACUUCAUGUACUCUAUGGACAGCACUCCGGUAAUCAGCUCAGUGGACCCAUCAACAGGAUCAAGUGGAACGACCAUUUCCAUUUCUGGCUCUGGGUUUGGCACAGUGGCAGAUGACAUUGUUGUGACCAUCGGUGGCACUCCAUGUGCUCUUCUGGAAGUCAAUGACACUGAAGUCCAGUGCACUUUGGGCAGCCAUUCGGGAGGCUCCUUUGUAAUCACACUUCUCCACGUGAUGAAGGGAUAUGCCACGUCAAGCGUUUCCUUCAGCUAUAAACUCGACCUGAAAUCCGUCACCCCAAGUCAAGGAAGCAUUGGAGGCGGAGCCAUUCUGCAGUUGACUGGCGAUGGAUUUGACGAGCAGCUAUCGGCCAUCUUUGUGUGUAACACUUUGUGUGUCGUGGACGCACUCAGAUCGUCCUCCACCACUCUGUACUGUGAGGUACCACUUUCUAAUGGUAAGUCCACUGGAAGUUCUACUUGCUUACAAUGAUUCCCAAUGAAUUUG
This is a messenger RNA of Erpetoichthys calabaricus (reedfish), 2698 nucleotides long. Its product is annotated as fibrocystin-L-like. The record is from RefSeq and is a predicted model, not a curated record. NCBI's taxonomy places the organism in Eukaryota, Metazoa, Chordata, Cladistia, Polypteriformes, Polypteridae. The coding region runs from base 11 to 2683 and encodes 890 amino acids. The transcript is spliced from 11 exons.